Molecule: messenger RNA, 2233 nt
Organism: Purpureocillium takamizusanense
Lineage: Eukaryota; Fungi; Ascomycota; Sordariomycetes; Hypocreales; Ophiocordycipitaceae
Gene: INO1
Product: Inositol-3-phosphate synthase
Exons: 3
Coding region: 387-2000 (537 amino acids)
Biological process (GO): phospholipid biosynthetic process; inositol biosynthetic process
Cellular component (GO): cytoplasm
Molecular function (GO): inositol-3-phosphate synthase activity
Source: RefSeq, a predicted model, not a curated record
CUCAACAGCCUUCAACUUUUAACAGCACUCUCCAAACACAAUCUUCGACUCUUCAGUCAGAAACAUCGCCGAACCUCGUGGCCGAUUCAGUCCCUUGGUUUCACCCCAUCGAACCCUCGUGUUCAACCCAAAACCGUUUAUCCUAAAAAAGACACAUAAAACCACAGAUCGAGGCAUUUCUUCCUCGAUCACUCCCAAGUCGUCAAGACGUUUUCCAAUCUCCUCAACUCGGUGCACCACCCGUUCGCAGGAGCCCGUUGCUCAGCCGAUUCCGGAGGAGCAUCGGACUCGACCGAAACACAGUAAAGGUCCAACUUUACUGCAAGAACCCGUAAACAUCUGAUCAAGCCACUUCCGCGCCAAGAAGCCAAACUCGCCAAUUCGCCAUGGCUCCCCACGCGCAAGUCAGCACGGGCUCCUCGAACGGGGCGGGCCACGCCAACGGACACGCCGGCGCUGCUCGCAGCACCUUCGUCGUCAACUCGCCCAACGUCACCUACACCGAUGCGGAGAUUAAGUCCAAGUACACCUACCGCACUACUAGCGUCGAGACCAAUGCCUCGGGCGACUUCGUCGCCACCCCGAAGGAGGUCCUCUACGACUUCAAGGUCGACCGCAAGAUCCCCAAGGUCGGCAUGAUGCUCGUCGGCUGGGGCGGCAACAACGGCACCACGGUCACCGCUGGCAUCCUCGCCAACCGCCGCAGCAUCGUCUGGGACACCAAGGAGGGUCCCCGCGAGGCCAACUACUACGGCUCCGUUGUUAUGGGCUCCACCAUGAAGCUGGGCACCGACGCCAAGACCAACAAGGAGAUCAACAUCCCCUUCCACAACGUCCUGCCUAUGGUCCACCCCAACGACCUCGUCAUUGGCGGCUGGGACAUUAGCAAGAUGAACCUGGCCCAGGCCAUGGACCGUGCCCAGGUCCUCGAGCCCGCCCUCAAGGCCCAGGUCAAGAAGGAGAUGGCCGAAAUGGUGCCCCUGCCCUCCAUCUACUACCCUGACUUCAUUGCCGCCAACCAGGAGGACCGCGCCGACAACGUCAUCGAGGGCUCCAAGGCCUCCCUGGCGCAUGUUGAGCAGCUCCGCAAGGACAUCUGUGACUUCAAGGCCAACAACAACCUCGACAAGGUCAUCGUCAUGUGGACCGCCAACACGGAGCGCUACGCCGACAUCAUCCCGGGCGUCAACGACACGGCCGACAAUCUGCUCAAGGCCAUUGAGCAGGGCCAUGAGGAGGUCUCCCCCUCCACCGUCUUCGCUGUCGCUUGUAUCCUGGAGAAGGCUCCCUUCAUCAACGGCUCGCCCCAGAACACCUUUGUGCCCGGCGCCAUCGAGCUGGCCGAGAAGCACAACGCCUACAUUGGCGGCGACGACUUCAAGUCGGGCCAGACCAAGAUGAAGUCGGCUCUCGUCGACUUCCUCAUCAAUGCCGGCAUCAAGCUCACCUCGAUCGCCAGCUACAACCAUCUCGGCAACAACGACGGCAAGAACCUGAGCUCGCAGAAGCAGUUCCGCUCCAAGGAGAUUUCCAAGUCCAACGUUGUCGAUGACAUGGUUGAGGCCAACUCGGUGCUGUACAAGAAGGGCGAGCACCCCGACCACUGCGUUGUCAUCAAGUACAUGCCCGCGGUUGCCGACAACAAGCGCGCUCUGGACGAGUACUAUGCUGAGAUCUUCCUUGGCGGUCACCAGACCAUCUCUCUGUUCAACAUCUGCGAGGACUCGCUCCUGGCUUCGCCUCUCAUCAUUGAUCUCGUCGUUAUCGCCGAGAUGAUGACGCGCAUCCAGUGGAAGGCGUCCGACGCCGAGGGCGACUAUAAGAACUUCCACAGCGUCCUGAGCGUCCUCAGCUACAUGCUUAAGGCUCCUCUGACUCCCCCGGGCACCCCGGUUGUCAACGCUCUUGCCAAGCAGCGCGCGGCCCUGACCAACAUCUUCCGCGCCUGCGUCGGUCUCGAGCCUGAGUCGGACAUGACUCUUGAGCACAAGUUGCUUUAAGCUCUCGAAGUGUGUGAUGUCUUUGGACGGGCCGGCAGAGGACCUUGUGUAAUGAGAUGAGAGAUGGUGUCUCUGGCCAGUCUUUACCGGAUGCACCUUGGACAAGACGAAGACCAAAAAAGAAAAAAAGUAGAAACAGCCCGGGCUCGUAAUACUUGCAGCACGGUGCAAGUCGAGAACGGAAAUACCACUGCUGUUUCUUUAACUUGCCUCCUUCAUUGAUGCAAUGUGAC